AUGGCGCCAUCAACCGACCGAACCACGUCCACGUCCGCCAGCGGGUCCCGUGCAGAGCCGGAGCUCCCGUCGUCAGUCAUUUGGGACCAAGUAAGUUCGCGUCCACCAUGUACUCCUUCAACCAGACAGCUCCAACCCAAGACACCGUCGAUCAAGAGCGACAACGAGGCCAAGCAGCGACUACUGACCUCGCCCCGACGCUGGAAACUGCAGACGUUCCGGUCUACGCAGCUCGUGCAGUGGCGUCGUCGCUACUUUGACGGCAUUUUACGCUGGGAAGCUGCUCUUCGCUUGAUCUUUGUAGCUCUUCCUACGCUCGUGUUCACGCGCGUGAACAAUGCACGGAUCGUCGUCUCGUUCUUCUUUGUGUAUGUGAUGCUGCAGGCGCUGGCCAUUCUCUGGGGAUUCCUUUUUAACGUUGGAGCGGUGUUGGGCGAGAACAUGAGCACGAUUGUUACCAUGCCCUUCACUCAAGCUAUAUGCGUCAUUGUGGUCUACGUGUCCGUCAUGGGCAUUAUUCUGUCCUUUGGACGGGCCACGUGGAUCCUGACGUGGCAGUCGCUGGAGAAUUUCCCGCUGAUUCGACGCAUUAUUGCCUGUGAAUGCAGUCCACAAGCGGUCAUUCUUACCGUCGCAAUGCCGCUGCUGAUCAUUCUUCCCAGUUUGAUUUUGGUCCCGUCGUACUGCACUAGUAAAGUGCUGCAAGAGUCGUCCACUCUUAUUCACGCCAUGUGUGAAGAGUCUUAUAUGAAGCUCUUGACCGACAAACACCCAGUAUUCCAGCGAGCGUUGCGUAUAUCCACGGCGAUCGCAAUCUGCCAGUUCAUCCAGCUCUCGCUGGAGAUUUUGCCACGAUGGCGCUCGGCACUUGCUGGACUUGGCACGAUGAAAACGUUUUUUCUCGGGGGAUGGUUGCUGGGAAUGAAUUUUUUGGGCGGUUUAUGGGCUGUUGAAUGGAGCGCACGGCACAUUGGUCUUAAGGUCACGCCACUGAGCGAUCUCACAAACUACCAGUGGGAGAUCUUUGGCAUGGCCUUACUUGUUGGAUGGAUACUUUGGUUUUUGGCAGUCACGUGCUUUACGUAUCCCAACGUCAGCAAGUGCGACUCAAAUGAGAAGGCGCUCUCGGGCUUCUUCGAGCGGCUCAAAUUUACGUUUGUCGUUGGUCAGGGCAUUGUGUUUCUUCGAGCUUGUGUGCAUCCACACAUGGGAUUCGUUCACGCGCAGCUGGAGCUUACCAUUAUUAAUUUGUUGCUACCGUCAAUCUACGUGGUAUCUCUCAUCUGUCUUCGAAUGGUCAGUCUACUGAGUGCCCGCGCGGUACUCUUUGCCGGCCCUUUGGCCCUAGCAAUGGCUACCAUUAUUUUUGUGAGCUCGAGAAUGACAGAGAAGCCCCACGUUUUCGUUGUGGUAGGCCUCUUCUUCUUUGAUCAAUUCUUGCGCUCUGAAGCUGCUUCGUCUUUGAGUGAGGUGGGCCAGUCUCUCCAACAGAUGUUGCAAGAAACAGCUUUUGAUAAGGACCACUCGCUUUUGGGUCACCAAACGGCCAAGAAAUUUGUAAAUAUCGCGAUUGCUCUCCUACUGUUAUUUGUUGCAGCGCUUUCUGGAUUCAGCGUUCUUUCUGCUCUUCAAAAAAACGCAAAAUGGUUUCCGGAUGCCACAUCCGUGGAGUAUGAAGACAACACGAUCUACAUUCAUCAUACGGGAGUUGUAAAGCUGCGCCUGGGUCUUUCGAAUCAGUCCAAUCCAGCUCUUUUGGUGGACGACCCGCUUUAUGCAAGCUGCUCGAAUCAAUGGAACGGACUAAGUCUGAUCGAUUUGGCCUUUUUUGCUGAAGCGGCGUACUUCAACCCUUUGUCAAACGACACGGCGGAGUUUAUCUCGACAAUAUUCAACGACGAUCUGGGAGACGUUCAUGUUUACUUGCCCGCGCUGAACACGAAGACUGGGUCUAAACUAGAUUUCUUUGAAGCCCACAUUCCGAAGCUCAACACAAGCGUCAUUUCUGUGCGAGGUACCGAUAUCUGGAGAUUCACGGAUUUUGUGGAGGAUGUGAAAAUGUUUUUCGAGCCCGUUGUGUUCUCGGUACUGUCGUCAAUAUUCCCGACCAUUCGCAUCUGGCCUGACGUCACAUUUUCCACGUUGAUUGAGCUGUAUAGUGAAAUGAUUGGUUUGUUCGGUCUGCAGCAUGAGUCAUGGUAUUAUCAUGAACUACUGGACUACGUCACGUCUCUCACGGAUCGAAAAGUUGUGCUGACGGGCCAUUCAAUGGGCGGGGGUAUUGCACGACUUGUGGGCUCCAUCGUCGGGGCAACGUCCGUGACCUUUUCGCCACCCGGAUUCGUUCAGAGCUACAGUAAAUUGGUUCAUCACAUUGGCGGUACGUCGAUGAAGGUCGACCGGGCAAGCUUGCAUCACCGCAACUUUGCUGUCGUGCCCGAGUAUGAUCCGAUUACCAUGAUUGACGUUCAAGCUGGCAUGACUCAGAAAAUCUCGUGCGAUACACCGCAUCUAUCGAUGCAGUUGUCCUGUCAUAUGCUUGAGGGAACGCUCUGCAACUUGGUGGAACACUGUGGCUAUGCUCGAGGCAGAAUCUCGUCGUGUCUUUUUGAGCACAAUAUCGCCGGAGCCACGGAGGACAUGCUCCCUAGAUUGUUGUCGACGAUUUUCAAGCCUCAGAUGUACAUUCUAGUCACAGUGGCGGUACUGAUUGCGCUUUCGAUUUGGUUUCGUCGUCACCGUCGUAAAAUUCGGACACCGCCAUCGACACCGUCUUGUCGCGGCGAGAGUAGGAUUCCGAGCCGCUUUGCACAUAGCUCAGGAAGUGUGCGGGUACAACAAACGUCUCCUUAUAUCCGGCGCAAGUCCAUUUUCUAG
This is a messenger RNA of Peronospora matthiolae, 2877 nucleotides long. Lineage: Eukaryota; Oomycota; Peronosporomycetes; Peronosporales; Peronosporaceae. The record is from the annotation of a GenBank genome assembly.